GGACCCUGGUGGAGGACUGAGGCCUCUAAGGAACCCCAGAUAGAACGGGCCCCACUGUGCUGUCAUCACUGAGACACCCUGCCAGGAGUGCUGGCUGAGCUGCUCCUUAAGUUUCUGCGUGUUAGUCCCAGAGGGAUUUGAGGUGUCAGUUUAGAGUAGCGUAGGGGAAGUGCCCUGGCCCUGCCAGCAGGUGAAAUGAUGGCCCUAAGAGUGAACUUAGAAGAACCCCAAAUAUCCCAGUACAGAGUCCCCAGUGUCAGCCCCUGCUGUCACUCCUAUAAGCCCCAAGCAGGGCUUGCAAUCUACAACCUAAUCCUUCCUCUAAUUUCCUCUAUAGGGUCCUGACCAGGACAAUAGGAGCUUUGAGGGAUCUUAAAGCAAUGUCCUCAAGAAUCCGGCAGAGGCAGUGGUUGUGAAAGCCAAGGUGGCAUCUGUCUACUGCAGGGGUGCACACCCUCUCAGCCUCCCUCCUCCACCGUGCCCUCAUCACCUGCCCUCCUUCCACACUCCUGCCUGCUGUCCUUGAGCAGAGUCAUCAUGCCUCGCGGUCAGAAGAGUAAGCACCGUGCCCGUGAGAAACAUCGCCAGGUUCGAAGUGAUACCCACAGUGUCAAGGGUGCUCAGGCCACUGCAGCAGAGGAGGAAGGGUCCCCUUCCUCUUCCUCUCCUCCUUCUAGGGAUUCUCCAGAGAGCUCCCCUGCUGCUGCUGGCAUUCCCCAGGAGCCUCCGAGAGUCCAGCCCAUCACCACUGCUGCUGUCCGUGCUGCUUCGGGCACAGGAGCUUCUGGAGGGGCCGAGGGCCAAUACGAGGGAAGGUCAAGUCCCUCUGAGGCCCCAGCCCCCAGUGAGAGGUCUCAAAGAGACCCUGUAACCAGGAGGGUGAGCAUGUUGUUGCAUUUCCUGCUGCACAAGUAUGAAAUGAGAGAGCCCAUUACGAAGGCAGAAAUAAUGAAGAUCGUCAACAAAAGGUACAAGGAGCACUUCCCUGACAUCCUGAGGAGAGCCUCUGAGCACAUGGAGCUGGUCUUUGGUCUUGACCUGAAGGAAGUCGACACCACAGGUCAAUCCUAUACCAUUGUCAGCAAAUUGGAGAUCACCAAGGAAGAGAAUCUGAGUGGUGACAGGGGCUUUCCCAAGACCGGGCUCCUGAUGCCUCUCCUGGGCAUCAUCAUCUUGAAUGGCAACCGGGCCACUGAGGACGAGAUCUGGAAAUUCCUGAGUUUCCUGGGGAUCUACGAUGGGAAGAGGCUUUUCUUCUUUGGGGAGCUCAGGAAGCUCAUCACCAAAGAUUUGGUGCAGGAAGAGUACCUGGAGUACCGGCAGGUGCCCAACAGUGAUCCUCCAUGCUACGAAUUCCUGUGGGGCCCCAGAGCCCACGCUGAAGCCAGCAAGACAAAAGUUGUAGAGUUUUUGGUCAAGAUCAAUGAUACCGACCCUCAUGCUUUCCAAAACCUGUAUGAAGAAACCUGGGUAGAUGAGGCAAAGAGAGCAGCAGCCGGAGAAUGA
This is a messenger RNA of Loxodonta africana (African savanna elephant), 1506 nucleotides long. Its product is annotated as melanoma-associated antigen B4-like. Lineage: Eukaryota; Metazoa; Chordata; Mammalia; Proboscidea; Elephantidae. The transcript has a single exon. Gene Ontology annotation, cellular component: nucleus. Bases 538 to 1506 code for a protein of 322 amino acids. Gene Ontology annotation, biological process: negative regulation of transcription by RNA polymerase II. The record is from RefSeq and is a predicted model, not a curated record.